Malus domestica (apple) is the source of this 2301-nucleotide messenger RNA. NCBI's taxonomy places the organism in Eukaryota, Viridiplantae, Streptophyta, Magnoliopsida, Rosales, Rosaceae. The record is from RefSeq and is a predicted model, not a curated record.
AUGGCUCAUGACUUCCUCUUUGUCUUCUUAUUCUCUUUCAUUAUAUCUACAACAAAUAUUCAUGCAAGCAAAGACAUAGAAUGCACCACUCUCAUGGCCUUCGCCCGCACGCUAUCUUCCCCUCCUGUAAAUUGGAAUACUUCUGUUGAUUACUGUCGUUGGAAUGGCAUCAUUUGUAAUCAGGAGGGUUGGGUCACUCAUUUGCUCUUACCCUCCAAAGGGCUCAUAGGAGGUAUGUUUGUCUCAUCACUUGCAAAUCUCACAUAUCUCACUCACUUGAACCUUUCCCACAAUUCACUUUAUGGCACACUUGAAAUCAAAUUCUUCUCGUCCUUGAAUCACCUCAAGAUCAUUGAUUUGAGCUACAACCUUCUUUCUGGAGAGAUACUCUUUUCUCUACCACCCAAAAAUAUUCAGACAAUAGAUUUGUCAAGCAAUCACUUCUAUGGUGCAAUUCCCUCUUCUUUUCUCCAACAAGCUUGGAAUUUGACUAGUUUCAAUGUCAGCAACAACACCUUCUCUAGGUAUAUCCCUACAUCUAUUUGUCUCCAAUCAUCUCCUUCCAUAAGAGUAUUGGAUUUUUCCUCCAAUGAAUUUAGUGGCAAAUUUUCUCAUGGGCUCGGGGGGUGUUCCAAAUUGCAGAUUCUUCGUGCUGGUCACAAUAAUUUGUCAGGAUCACUUCCGGAAGACAUCUAUAAUGCUACCAAACUUGAGGAACUUGUAUUACCUCUCAAUUCACUAAAUGGAGCCAUUAGUGAAAGAAUUGCCAACCUCACCUACCUCACAAUCCUUGACCUCUAUUUUAAUUAUUUGAGUGGUGUGAUCCCUCUCAAUUUCGGGAAGCUCUCCAAGUUGAAAUUCAUGAAUUUUGAUUCCAACAACUUAGAAGGUAAGUUGCCCUCAUCUUUGAUGAAUUGCACAAACCUCGUAGAACUACAUUUGGGAUUCAACUACUUGGAAGGAGACCUCACCACGCCUAAUUUCUCCAAACUCAGCCACCUUAGUAAACUUGACCUAAUUCGGAAUAACUUCACUGGUGUCUUGCCGAUAAGCCUUUACUCAUGCAAGUCCCUUAAAGCAAUUCGGUUGAGUGUUAAUCCUGAUGUAGAAGGACAAAUACAACCUGAGAUUCUUUCAUUGAAAUCCUUGUCCUUCCUCUCGCUUGGUAAUUUACGGUUGACCAAUCUCACAGGGGCAAUUAAGAUAUUAAUGGGUUGCAAAAGUCUUCGCACACUCAUCCUUGGUGGUUCGUUUUCCCACGAAGCAAUGCCAACUGAUGAUGACAUGAUUGAUUUUCACGGAUUCCAAAAUCUUCAUUUAUUGAGUUUGACUUCAUGUAGGCUCACUGGUCAAAUACCUGGUUGGUUAUCAAACCUAAAGAAUCUAGAGUUGUUAUUUCUAGCUAAUAAUCAAAUCACAGGGUCAAUUCCAAGUUGGUUGGGGAAUCUUCCAAAACUCUUUUAUGUGGAUUUGGCAUACAAUAAGAUUUCAGGUGAUUUUCCCAAACAACUUUGUAGAUUACCAAGGUUGGAGGUGAAUGCACCCCCAAUAGGCAAUUAUGAAUUUGAACUUCCCAUCUCUAGCUCCGUAUAUAAAAAGGUAUAUGUUUGGGCUCGUCGAACGUAUAUUGUUCGAGGUUUAAUUGACCUAUCAACAAAUAACAUUAAUGGUAGUAUACCUACUGAGAUCGGCCAAUUGCAGUCUCUUGGAUAUUUGUUUCUUGAUCACAACAACUUCUCCGGCAACAUUCCAAACCAAAUAUCUAACUUACAGUAUUUAGAGACUUUGGACCUUUCCAUGAAUCAUUUGUCCGGAAAAAUCCCUUGGUCCAUGACGAGCCUUAAUUUCUUGAGCAUUUUUAAUGUCUCGACGAAUCAUUUGUCCGGAAAAAUCCCUUGGUCCAUGACGAGCCUUAAUUUCUUGAAUGAAUUUGAUGUCUCAUACAAUAAUCUAGAAGGAAAAAUACCAACGAGCACGCAGCUCCAGAACUUCAAUGCUUCUGCAUUUGAGGGGAACCCUAAACUCUGUGGUGCUCCACUUCCAAAUGAGUGCAGAGAAAUUGAUGCAUAUAACAAGAAUAUCGUCGACCAAGAUGCCAACAACAAAGGUGAUGAGCUUCCCUGGUUUUAUAUUUUUGCCACCCUAGGUUUCAUUGUCGGAUUUUGGGGAGUUUGCGGCUCUUUAUUUCUUAAGAAGACAUGGAGGUAUUCGUAUUUUCAGUUUCUGGAUAAUGUACAAGAUUCGCUCUAUGUGAAGAUGGCAGUAUGCAUGGGCAAGAUGAAGAGAAGGAUUAGGGACUAG